AUGUCCAAGAACGAAUACUUUAAUACCCCAGAAGGUCCGCCACCUGCUUUUAAUCAAAGUGAACAUCAACAACAUAAUUCCAAUUAUAUUCCACAAUCUCAACCAUCAUAUAAUCCACAACAACAAGACAGAGCAUUUGGAUAUCAUCAUAAUCAACAACAAGGAUAUGGACAGCAACAAGGUUAUGGACAAGGUCCUCCCCCAAAUGCUUAUUAUCAACAUCAACCACAAAGUUAUAGUGCUCCACCUCAAGGAUAUUAUCAACAACAGCAACAACCAAUGUAUGUUCAACAACAACGAACAAGUAAUAAUGAUGAUUGUCUUAUGGCAUGUUUAGCUGCUAUGUGUAUUUGUUGUACUUUGGACAUGAUAUUUUAG
Molecule: messenger RNA, 378 nt
Organism: Lodderomyces jiufengensis
Lineage: Eukaryota; Fungi; Ascomycota; Pichiomycetes; Serinales; Debaryomycetaceae
Exons: 1
Coding region: 1-378 (125 amino acids)
Source: RefSeq, a predicted model, not a curated record